AUGGCUUCAUCUGUGCAACCUGGUGAGCGCUUCCAUAUCUUGGCUCAACUCGAGCAUCUUCAGUCCAAAUACACGGGCACUGGACAUUCUGAUAUCAAUCGUUAUGAAUGGAUAACAAACCAGCAUAGAGACACUCUUGCUUCCAUAAUUGGUAUGUCCCUUUUUUUUUGUGGAUUUCUUCCCUUUUUAGGACAUCCAGAUCACCUUUCGUCUUAUGCCGUUUGUGAGAAUGUGACUCGAGGUCGUGCCAGACAUGAACUUCUGAAGAGGAUGAUCCAACCUUGUGGUCCACCACCCAAAAAGUCAGCUCUUGAUGAUCUCUGA
This is a messenger RNA of Bursaphelenchus xylophilus (pine wood nematode), 324 nucleotides long. The record is from the annotation of a GenBank genome assembly. Lineage: Eukaryota; Metazoa; Nematoda; Chromadorea; Rhabditida; Aphelenchoididae.